CCUCCGGGCGGCCACCGCGGUGGCCCGCCUCCCUCGGCAGCCCCCCGGCCAGUCAGCGCGCGGCGUGACUCGAGGUGGCACUCCCAUUGGCUCCAUGUCCUGCCCCUCAAACCUCUUGCGUCGGGGCGCCUGCGUGGCUCAGUCGUUAAGCGUCUGCCUUCGGCUCAGGUCACGAUCCCGGGGUCCUGGGAUCGAGCCCCGCAUCGGGCUCCCUGCUCCGCGGGAAGCCUGCUUCUCCCGCUCCCACUCCCCCUGCUUGUGUUCCCGCUCUCGCUGUGUCUGUCAAAUAAAUAAAUAAAAUCUUAAAAAAAACAAAAAACAAAAAACAACCUCUUGCGUCCAAUCAGACCCAAGAGUGGCAAGAGCGCCGCGGGGCUAGGGAAGGGAUGCCUCCCGAGUCUCCGGGGGCCGGGUCGCCGCUUUCCGGUUUUGUUUUCCAGCCUGUCGUGCGCUCGUCUGACACAGGUGACGGGAGGAGAAAAGGCACUUCGUGUGCGCCGGUCACAGCCAUCGCCGUCCUUCCCUGAAGAGCCCCCAAACUCUCAGGAAGAUUUGCUGUCGCUAGGAGAAACAGGCAGAGAGGGCGAGGCUGCCUGGGCCUCCCUGAAGUCCAGUUUGCGGACGCCUAGGCUCCCAACCCCCAGCUCGCAGGUGCAGGCCCCCGCCGUGGCUCCCGGCCAGGGGCAACCCACUUCGCACUCCGGGUGUCAGGCUGGGGGCGGGGCUUGGCUGGGCCGGUCCAGGAUGCGAGAUCCUGGAAGGAAGAAGAGCGGCGGUGUUCCGGGCUUGGGCGGGCUGGGCUCUUCGGAACAGGCAAGGAAGCGGUGGGCCCGCCGGUCUGCAGCAGAGCUCUCCCCGCGGAAUGGACUUCCGAACCCCCGACCUGCUGGACGUGUGGCUGGAGCCCCCAGAAGAGGUCUCAACAGGAGCCUUCCUGGAGCUGGGACUCCACUGCCCCCCUCGAGAGGUCCCAGGGAUUAAGCUCCAAGAACAGGGUCUUCGAAGCUGGGAGCCCAGCGGGAGCCGUGGCUGUGACCUUCAAGAGAGUGAGCCUGAAGAUUUCCUGAAGCUCUUCAUUGAUCCCAAUGAAGUGUACUGCUCAGAAGCAUCUCCUGGUAGUGACAGUGGAAUCUCCGAGGACCCUGGCCAUCCGGACAGUCCUCCUGCCCCCAAAGCACCCAAUUCCCCUGCUCUCUAUGAGACUGUCUAUGAGGCAGGGGGCCUGGAGAGGAUGCAAGGGGAAGCUGGGCCAGCUGUAGGGCUCCUCUCUCUCCAGCUAGAUCAGCGAAGCCCACCACUUAUGGUGCCUGAUGCCUGCACGGUCCUCGAGCUGCCCCUUGAUGCUCACCCUCACACCCUGCCCAGAGCGGGCACUGUAAACCCAGUGCCUCCUGUGACCCUGCUGCCCUGUCAAACCUUGUUCCUGACAGAGGAGGAGAAGCGUCUGCUGGGACAGGAAGGGGUUUCCCUGCCCACUCACCUGCCUCUCACCAAGACAGAGGAGAGGAUCCUCAAGAAGGUCAGGAGGAAGAUCCGUAACAAGCAGUCAGCUCAGGACAGUCGGCGACGGAAGAAAGAGUACAUCGACGGGCUAGAGAGCAGAGCGGCUGCCUGUUCUGCACAGAACCAGGAACUACAGAAAAAAGUCCAGGAGCUGGAGAGGUACAAUAUCUCCCUGGGAACUCAGCUCCGCCAGCUGCAGAUGCUCAUUGCCCAAACCUCCAACAAAGCUGCCCAGACCAGCACUUGUGUUCUGAUCCUUCUUUUUUCUCUGGCUCUCAUCGUCCUGCCCAGUGUCAGCCCCUUGCAGGGUCCCCGGGAAGCUGGGACUGAGGAUCACCAGCCUCAUGGAGUGAUUUCCAGAAAUAUCCUGACUCACAAGGACAUGACAGAAAAUUUGGAGACCACAGUGGUAGAGUCCAGAUUGGAGGGGCCACCUAGGGCCAAGGGUGUAAAUGGCUCAACAAGGACCCUGCUGGAGAAGAUGGGAGGGAAGACAGGCCCCAGUGGGCAUGUCAGAACUGGCCUGCAUGCAGAUGAGAUGUGAGCUGGAACAUUUCCCAGCCCACUUCCCAGCUGCAA
This is a messenger RNA of Zalophus californianus (California sea lion), 2082 nucleotides long. It is a transcript of the gene CREB3L4, whose product is annotated as cAMP responsive element binding protein 3 like 4. Gene Ontology annotation, biological process: regulation of transcription by RNA polymerase II. Gene Ontology annotation, cellular component: nucleus. Lineage: Eukaryota; Metazoa; Chordata; Mammalia; Carnivora; Otariidae. The transcript has 10 exons. Gene Ontology annotation, molecular function: RNA polymerase II cis-regulatory region sequence-specific DNA binding; DNA-binding transcription factor activity, RNA polymerase II-specific. The record is from RefSeq and is a predicted model, not a curated record. Bases 863 to 2047 code for a protein of 394 amino acids.